Messenger RNA from Lepisosteus oculatus (spotted gar), 3438 nucleotides. Lineage: Eukaryota; Metazoa; Chordata; Actinopteri; Semionotiformes; Lepisosteidae. The record is from RefSeq and is a predicted model, not a curated record.
UCCAUUUGCUGGUGACCACGUGACUUUAUGUUUACAUCCUCACAGCUGUUUCUUCGGCGUCUGGAAGGCAGAACUAAACCGAACUCUUUUUUAAUAUAUACGUGCAAUUCACAAAAUUAUUAAUUUUAGUACGUUGACAAAAUCUUUUUCCGAUUUUGUCAUCAGCUUUUAACACUCUUGCUUGUCGACUAACUGCAACGAAAGAGAAUAGGCAUCCAGGCCUUUAAAGUGUUUGCGUGGCCUUUCCAGACACACUAACGUUUGAGUGCGUAAUACAAGUAACUCGGUGUUGUGGGCGCCGCUGUGAAAAUAACAGUAAAAAUCAGAUGCCUGGCGGAGAUCCUUUGUUGCUACCGUGAUGGCGUCAGUGGAAAGUUUUCGCACAGUGUUGCUGUAAGGGAUCAUUUGUCAAUUAGAACCGAAGAACGAAAGCUUUGAAAUCGAGAGAAUGAUUUCAUCUUUGACAGAACAUCUGGAAAUAGCUGCCUCCUGUAAAGAGAUGUGGUCCACACAGCAAAUACUACUCCUUGGAUUUCCAUGAUGAGGAACAUGCUUGUGAAAGAAUAGACUCGGAUUAAGCUGAGUGUUCAGUGAGGUGAUACUUAAGUCUUACUCAUUUCAGAUUUACUAGAGAACAGGGAAAUUUGACAACAAAGGACUUUAUCAGAUCUACACUUGCUGUGAUGAUCUGAUAAACUGCUUAAAGAGUACCAACACAUCACUUAAGUGGCCUCUCCAUGUGGCAGCGUUGCUUGUUGUAGUGAAAGAGAAGAUCAAAAGUUGCUGAAAGUUUGAAGGCCAGAGAGCUCUCUCCUUCACCAGCCAUGGGAGGAGCUGUGAGUGCUGGAGAGGAUAAUGAUGACUUGAUUGACAAUCUUAAAGAGGCUCAGUAUAUACGCACUGAGAAGGUGGAACAAGCCUUUCGAGCCAUCGACAGAGGUGAUUACUACCUAGAGGGUUACAGAGAGAACGCCUACAAGGACCUGGCCUGGAAGCAUGGAAAUAUUCACUUGUCAGCACCAUGCAUUUACUCUGAGGUGAUGGAAGCACUGAAACUUCAACAGGGAUUGUCUUUCCUUAACCUAGGAAGUGGAACAGGAUACUUGAGUACUAUGGUGGGCUUAAUUAUAGGUCCAUUUGGUGUUAAUCAUGGUGUUGAGCUGCAUACUGAUGUUGUGGAAUAUGCCAAGGAAAAACUGGAUGACUUUAUUAAGAAUAGCGAUAGCUUUGAUAAAUUUGAGUUUUGCGAACCCAGCUUUGUAGUUGGGAAUUGCUUAGAAAUUUCUUCAGACAGUCAUCAGUACGACCGUAUCUACUGUGGAGCAGGAGUACAGAAGGAUCAUGAGAACUACAUGAAAAUCUUACUUAAAGUUGGUGGCAUUCUUGUCAUGCCAAUAGAGGAUCAGCUGACUCAGAUAACAAGGACAGGUCAGAGCACAUGGGAAAGCAAAAAUAUCCUUGCUGUAUCAUUUGCACCUCUUGUUCAGCCAAACAGAACAGAUGGAAACAAGCCAGAGACUGUAAAGCUACCCCCAGUCUCUGUAAGAAACCUGCAGGAUUUGUCUCGCAUUUACAUUCGCCGCACGCUUAGAAACUUGAUUAAUGAGGAGAUGCAGGCCAAAGGCACACCCCAGAAAAUGCCCCAGAAACGCAAAAGAAGACGGUGCCGCAGGCAUCGGAUCAAUACAUAUGUUUUUGUGGGAAACCAGCUCAUCCCUCAACCUGUAGAGAGUGAAGAAGAUGAAAGAAUGGAGGAAGAUAAUAAAGAAGAGGAAGAAAAAGAUAGCAAUGAGGGCUUGAAGCAAGAAGAACCUCCCCAGAAUAUUCUCAGAGAAAAAAUCAUGACUUUGCCUUUACCUGAAUCACUAAAAGCAUAUUUGACAUAUUAUAGAGAAAAAUAACUCACUGCACUGACAUUCAUUCUGAAAAGCUGUAACACCUGCUGAGACUCUUUACUUUUUUUUCCUUGAAAAUGUAGCAUUGUUUUGAUUUACCAUGUAGGAGAAGCUGUUAAGAUGGAAAGGUGCCACAAAUUAAGUCACUGUCAAUAAUGUGCUGAGUAUUAAGACUGGAUUGAUUUGGAAGAGUAUUGAAAAUCCUGUGUUUACUAGUGAACAUGAGAAAAAAAAAACUGUUUCAGUACCGUUUCAUCAAAAUAGAGUCCUCCAGGUCCUGUGGACAUAGAAUUUUCUAUGUUUCACAUAUGUAUUAGAAAUAAGGAUAAAAAUGCAUUUUGCCGAUUUCAGACGGCUAAAACAAAUUAUUGUUGUUAUAAACAAGCUUCAAAUAAUAGUAUGUACCCACAAGGGUUUAGCACAAACAUUUAGAUGCUUUAAAUAAAGUUUUUCUCAAGAUUUCCAAAGCUUGUAUGGAAAACCUUAAAAAUGAUUAAAUAUACUUUUGCAGACAUUUUGCUAUCAUUUAAGUAAUCAAUCUUGAAUACAUAAGGUGUUACAAUUAUUUGAGUUUUUGCCUUUGAUAAAAUAUGUAGAUUUGUCUUGGCAUAUUGUGGAAAUGCACUUUACUUCAGUUUUUGUUGGUUAUGAGAACAGAACUAUAUCUACUUUUAAAGUAAAUUUCAGAACAAUGUUUUGGAGUAACAACCACAGUUAAAUUGAUCUUUUCCCUUCGAUUUAUAAAAUUGGUUACUGUGGAACUCUGGGACCUUCAUAGAAACAAGUUGGACUUUCCUAAAUUUUGUAAAAACAUUUUACUCUGUCUUUUUACUUGAUGGAGUUUAUAUGUCAGUUGCACUUUCCUGAGUUUAUUAGACUUUGCUGACUGGCGAAGUUUUGGGAAAGACAAUGACAGGGGAGGGGUAUUAUGAUAAAGAUUAUGUUAAUAUUUAGUAUUAUGUGUGGAGUAAAUGAAAAACGAUUUGCUUAGGUGAUCAUUUGAUGUGCAGGGAUGCUUUUACAUUCCUUAAGUGCUUAAAAAGACAGAUUAGGUGUAGUGAAUGACCAUGUUUUAUUUGUAUACAAAAGAUUUUAGUCUACUUCUAGAUACAUGGCAAUGCAGUGCUCCUUGAUCACAACCAGCAUUUUCUUGUGUUUUCAUGUGUAGUUCACUUGUUGUUUUUUCCUGAUGUAGCUGAAUAUAUACAUGUAGGUUCUCUUUUUUUUUUACUUCAUGUAAAAAAAACAUGAAAAAAAGAGAUCUGUAAGGGAGGUGAGUAAAAUAAAAGGCAUGUUGUUAGACUGUGGGAGUUUCAACCUUGAUAAUAUCCAUUUGGCUCCAGCUACUGUAAUGCCAGCAAUGAUCUUAAAAAUGUUCUCCAUUGCAGUGGAUUAUGGAAGCUGUAGAUUUGUUUAUUGUAUUAUGUUGAGAGUCAUUACCUCCCGUUAUCACUGUAUGCUGAAGAGGCCUUUCAUUUUUAGUAGCAAUAGCAUACAUAAAAAGCAUUGGGAUGUAGUUUCUUGGACACUAAAUGUAAUUAAU